CUCAGUUCAUUAAUGAAGUUGCUUAGCCCUGGUCUACACUACGAGUUUAGGUCGAAUUUAGCAGCGUUAGAUCGAUUUAACCCUAUACCCGUUCAUACAACGAAGCCAUUUUUGUCGACUUAAUGGGCUCUUAAAAUCGAUUUCUGCACUCCACCCCGACGAGGGGAUUAGUGCUGAAAUCGACAUUGCCGGGUCGAAUCUGGGUUAGUGUGGAUGCAAUUCGACAGUAUUGGCCUCCGGGAGCAGGCCCACAGUGCUCCAUUGUGACCGCUCUGGACAGCACUCUCAACUCGGAUGCAGUGGCCAGGUACACAGGAAAAGCCCAGCAAACUUUUGAAUUUCAUUUCCUGUUUGGCCACCGUGGCGUGACCACACAGACAGAGCUCAUCAGCAGAGAUAACCAUGGAGUCCCAGAAUCGCAAAAAAGCUCCAGCGUGGACUGAAUGGGAGGUACUGGAUCUGUUCGCUGUAUGGGGAGAUGAAUCCAUGCUAUCAGAACUCUGUUCCAAAAGAUGAAAUGCCAAAAUAUUUGAAAAAAUCUCCAAGGGCAUGAAGGACAAAGGCUAUCACAGGGACCCGCAGCAGUGCCGCGUGGAACUUAAGGAGCUCAGGCAAGCCUACCAAAAAAUCCAAGAGGCAAACGCUCGCUUGGGGUCAGAACCCCAGACAUGUCGAUUCUAUGAUGAGCUGCAUGCCAUUCCAGGGGGUGCCCCUACAACUACCCCACACCUGUAUGUACACUCCUGCAAGGGAGUCUCACGCAACAGGGAUGAGGAUUUUGGGGAUGAGGAAGAUGAUGAGGAGGGGGAGGUUGAAGAUAGCGCACACCAGGCAAGCAGAGAAACCAUUCUCCCCGACAGCCAGGAACUGUUUAUCACCCUGGAGCCAAUACCCUCCCAACCUGGGCUCCCGAACCUUGAAGCCAGAGAAGGCACCUCUGCUGCAAAUGUUUCAACGCUGCGACUAGCAUCUCCGUCCUAGAGGCUAGCGCAGAUAAGAAGGCGAAAAAAAACUCACGAGCGAUGAAAUGUUCUCUGAGCUCAUGCUGUCCACCCAAACUGAAAGAGCACAGCAGAAUGCGUGGAGGCAGACAAUGGCAGAGUCCAGGAAAGCACAAAAUGAACAUGAGGACAGGAGGGACGUGCGAGAGGAUAGAUGGCUGGAGCAACACGAGAGGUGGCGGGAUCAAGAGGAAAGGUGGUGGCAGCAUGAUGAAAGGAGGCAGGAUGCAAUGCUGAAGCUACUGGAGGAUCAAACUGAUAUGCUCCAGCGUACGGUUGAGGUACAGAAAAGGCACAGACCGCAAUUGCAGCCCCUGUGUAACCAACCACCCUCCUCCCCAAGGUCCAUAGCAUCCUUACCCAGAUGCCCAAGAACGCGGUGGGGAGGGGGCCUCCGGCCACCCAGCCACUCUACCCCAGAGGACUGCCCAAGCAACAGAAGGCUGGUAUUCAAUAAGUUUUGAGGUGCUGUGUGGCCUUGUCCUUCCCUCCUCCCCUCAUCCACCACCCCACCCGGUGCUUCCCUCCUCCCCCACCCCUUCUGGGAUACC
This is a messenger RNA of Caretta caretta (loggerhead turtle), 1552 nucleotides long. The record is from RefSeq and is a predicted model, not a curated record. Lineage: Eukaryota; Metazoa; Chordata; Testudines; Cheloniidae.